Molecule: messenger RNA, 2110 nt
Organism: Cicer arietinum (chickpea)
Lineage: Eukaryota; Viridiplantae; Streptophyta; Magnoliopsida; Fabales; Fabaceae
Product: probable L-gulonolactone oxidase 6
Cellular component (GO): membrane
Molecular function (GO): FAD binding; D-arabinono-1,4-lactone oxidase activity
Source: RefSeq, a predicted model, not a curated record
UAUACCAAGUAAUACUCAAUUAAAAUUCUCUCUCAAGUUUUCUUGUUCUCUACUCCUUAAUAAUCAAACAAGAAACAUACAUACACACACAAAAACUGUAUGGUCUAAAAGGUCACAAGAAAAUUGAUAAAAAAUUCCCAACCAUGUUGUUCUUAUGUUUGAAGGAAAUGUCAAAAAAAGCCUUAAUAACAUCAAUUUGUGUUCUUGUUUUUUCCUCUGUUGUUGUAGUCUCUACUCCUCCAGAGGAUCCAAUCAAAUGUUCUUCACAGAACACAACUUGCACAAUAACAAAUUCCUAUGGAAUGUUCCCUGACAGAACAACAUGUCAAGCAUCUCAAGUUUUGUAUCCAACAACAGAACAAGAGUUAGUUUCAAUUGUUUCAUCAGCAACUAGAAAAAAUUCCAAAAUCAAAGUUGCUACACAUUAUUCACACAGCAUUCCUAAAUUGGUUUGUCCUGAGGGACAAAAAGGGUUAUUAAUAAGCACAAAAUAUUUGAACAAGAUUGUGAAGAUUGAUGUGGAAGAAAAAUUGAUAACAGUUGAAAGUGGUGUGACAUUGAAAGAACUCAUCAAAGAAGCUUCUAAAGUUGGUUUGGUUUUGCCAUAUACACCAUAUUGGUUUGGUUUGACAAUUGGUGGAUUAUUGGGAACUGGUGCUCAUGGAAGUACAUUGUGGGGGAAAGGAAGUGCUGUUCAUGAUUAUGUUGUUGAGAUUAAGAUUGUUAGGCCUUCAAAUUUUGUUGAUGGAUAUGCUAAAGUUGAGAUUCUUGAUGAACAAAAUGAAGAUCUUAAUGCAGCUAAAGUUUCACUUGGUGUGCUUGGUGUUAUUUCACAGAUUACUCUAAAACUAGAACCAAUGUUCAAGCGAUCCAUAAGUUAUUUGGCAAAAAAUGAUUCGGAUUUGGGAGAGAAAGUGGUUAUUUUUGGACAUGAACAUGAGUUUGGGGAUAUAACGUGGUACCCAAGUCAAAGGAAAGCUAUUUAUCGUGUUGAUGAUCGUGUCCCAAUUAAUUCAUCUGGCAAUGGUCUCUAUGAUUUCAUCCCUUUUCGUCCAACUCCUUCAAUUGCACUCUCUAUCAUAAGAACCACAGAGGAUCUUCAUGAAUCCACUAGUGAUGCUGAUGGAAAGUGCAGAGUUGCAAAGUUAACAACGGAUACUCUCAUUACCUCUGCUUAUGGGCUUACCAACAAUGGUAUAAUCUUUACUGGGUACCCUGUAAUUGGAUUUCAAAAUCGUCUUCAAUCAUCUGGGUCAUGCUUAGAUAGUCUUAAAGAUGCAAAAAUAACAGCAUGUGCUUGGGACUCAAGUAUAAAAGGAGAGUUUUUUCACCAAACCACAUUUAGAAUUAGUUUAUCUAAAGUGAAAAACUUUAUUGAAGAUGUGCAAAAGUUAGUUGAAUUAGAGCCAAAAGGGUUAUGUGGCAUAGAGCAAUAUAAUGGAAUUCUAAUGCGCUAUGUCACAUCUUCAAGUGCUUACUUAGGGAACCAAGAGGAUGCAUUAGACUUUGAUUUUACAUAUUAUCGUAGUAAGGAUCCAAUGAGUCCUAGACUUUAUGAAGAUAUUCUUGAAGAGAUUGAACAAAUUGGGAUUUUUAAAUAUGGAGGGUUACCUCAUUGGGGUAAGAAUAGGAAUUUGGCAUUUGAAGGGGUUAUUAAGAAGUACAAAAAUGUAGACAAGUUUUUGAAGGUUAAAGAUAGAUAUGAUUCACAAGGGCUUUUCUCUAGUACAUGGACGGAUCAAAUGCUUGGAUUAAAAGAAGGUGUUACAAUAUUGAAAAAUGGGUGUGCAUUAGAAGGUUUGUGCAUUUGUUCACAAGAUAGUCAUUGCAAUCCAAGUAAAGGUUACUUUUGUAGACAAGGGAAAGUCUAUAAGGAGGCAAGGGUUUGUACUCAUGUGUGAUUUCAAAUAUUGUCAUAUUAAGGUUUAGUAUUGAUCAAUAACAUUUUCUAAAAUAACUUUAUAAAAAAAUGACAAUACAUAUACCUAAUAAUAUCUAUUUCAAAAAAAUAUACCGAAUAGUUUAUAUAUGUAAUUAUUAUUUAUACAUCAUUAAUUACUAUGUUUUACCUUAUUCAACAUAUUUUAAUGGCUUUACUGAAAGAAAAAAA